Molecule: messenger RNA, 2371 nt
Organism: Psylliodes chrysocephalus
Lineage: Eukaryota; Metazoa; Arthropoda; Insecta; Coleoptera; Chrysomelidae
Source: the annotation of a GenBank genome assembly
AGUGAACCAAAAUCCGGGCUCCGGGCACUACACACGCAAUUCCACUAAAUCGCACUCUCAGUGAUUUUUUUUGUGAACAAAAUCUGCUGCUACACCAACGAACCAUGAAACGUACUCGCCGACAAAAGUACCUUCAAAUAUCAGUUUUUUUUCUUAUCUAUUCGAUAAUCCACGUGGUUUCGAAUCCAACUAAAGAUGAAGAUGAAAAAACCGCCACCAAAUCGGACCAAGAUACCGCGAGUUCGACCGCAGCCGCUCACAAACUCAAACACUCCACUUCUGAAAAUGGAAAGGAACUUCCUACUCCCUCUACUAGUCCAAAUACGGCCGCACAUGAGCAUUUAUUAGGCAUGAUAAAAGGCCACACUGGACAUGCUUCCGGCAAGGGUUUACAACCUACACCUAAUACCGCAGCGCACGAGCAUAUUAUGAACAUUCUCCAUCAAGGUGCUGGACAUUCGUCUGGAAAAGGUUCCGAACCAAUAACACAAAAUGACAGCACGCAUCAUCAUGUAAUCGACACUGUAGUAGGACAUACGCUUCAUACGAUAGAACACAUGAAUAAAACUGAGAGCAACGAAACUGAAGACGAGUGUACUCCCCCAGCAAUAAAACAGUUUCCACAUCCAAUCAUGGGCCCUUCUACAAGAAAACACGGAGGACUCAUAAUUCACGUUUUAGUUGCAAUGUACAUGUUUCUUGGACUGGCUAUUGUUUGUGAUGAAUAUUUCGUAGCCUCUUUGGACAGAAUAUGUGAAGAACUAAAGAUGUCUCCAGACGUAGCAGGAGCUACUUUUAUGGCCGCAGGAAGUUCUGCCCCCGAAUUAGCGACCGUCAUCAUCGGAGUUUUUCUGGCUAAGGACGACAUCGGAAUAUCUGGGGUGAUCGGCAGUGCUGUGUUCAACAUAAUGUUUGUGAUCGCUUGUUGCGGUCUAUGCUCGAGCGCUGUGGUUUACCUCAAUUGGUGGCCCCUUUGCAGGGACUGCUUCUUCUACGCUGUAUCCAUUUUAGUCAUGCUAGUCGUUAUUUUCGAUAAGAAAAUUUCUUGGAUUGAAUCUCUAGUCAUGAUUUUCACUUAUUUAAUCUAUUGCAUCGUCCUGCACUUCAACACGCCACUGGAAAGGUGGGCUCAAACCUGGCCCGUACCGUUCAAAGUUGUGCCACCAACCGAACAAUCGGGACUGGUGAGCUACAAAACACUAGAAGAUGGGAACAAACAUCAAUCUUAUGGUAUGGAACAACAGCCUCAGACUCAAGGAAAUGGCAUGGAACAAACACAGCAAAUUCAACAACCCGAGUAUGCAGAACAAGGAAUGAAUAACUUUGGAAUGGCAUGGUCUCCAGAAAAAUACCAAGACAGUUUUGCUAAUCAGCUUAGCGGACCCGAUUUGAACCAAGCCACGACAGAUCCCACCCCGUCUGCACCUACCCCGCAACCCUCUAGGCCAAUUCAACCGGAUUAUUACAAACCUAAGGAAUACGACCCUGCUGCCCAUGUUAAUCCGCUAGUUAAACCAGAAGCAGGAGGUAUCUAUACAACUGCAGUGUGGGGCUUAGUGUUUCCAAUACAUUGGUUAUGCAGGAAAACAAUGCCGGAUUGCAGAAGCGAAAAAUAUAGAAACUGGUAUCCAUUUACUUUCUUCGUAUCAAUGGUUUGGAUUUCAUUCUAUUCCUACUUUAUGGUUUGGAUGAUUACAAUUAUAGGUUAUACCAUGGGUAUUCCUGAUACUGUAAUGGGAUUAACGUUUGUAGCAGCAGGUGUUUCUGUACCAGACGCUCUGUCAAGUGUAGCAGUAAUUAAGGAAGGUUAUGGUGAUAUGGCGGUUUCAAAUGCUGUGGGAAGUAAUGUCUUCGACAUAUUGAUAUGUUUGGGUCUUCCAUGGUUUAUAAAGACAGCGAUAAUAAAACCUGGAAGUUCAGUCAAUGUUAUAAGCAAAGGUCUUACAUACUCUACUCUGUCUCUCCUUUCCACGGUGGUAUUCUUAGUCGUGGCCACUCACAUGAACGGGUGGAAAUUGGACAGACGUUUCGGCAUCAUGCUGAUGGUUUGGUACUUGAUUUUCAUAACUUUCGCCAGUAUGUACGAAUUGAACGUGUUCGGUUACAUGAACCCGCCAGAAUGUCCAACUGAUUGGUAAAUCAAAAAAUGUAUGCUUAUGAACGUCUCAUUGUUACCUUGUUAACGGGUGUUAAGUUUUACAACGGUGUUUUUCUCUUUUCUCCCAUUUUCUACACUUAUUGCACAUAAAAAAGGUCAAUAUAUUAAUGUAGAAUCUAAUUAUUUAAAGUUCUAACAGAUUCCAAACUUUCACAAAUAUUAUUCUAAAUACGAAUUAUAAUUUUGUUAAAAAAUAAAAAUAUAGAAAAACAC